GAAAAUUGUGUGCGCAUUUAGUUAAAGCAUCUGUAUGCGUUUGAAGGAACAUCAGAGAAAUAGCCAAAUAUCUUGUUAUUAUUAGCUGAAGCUGUAGUAUUAGCUUAUUUUUAUAAUUCGUUUGUUAUUAAAACUAAGACAAACUAACUUCUAACAAAUAUGAUUUGUUAAAACUAAUAUCAAUUAAACUUAUUCACUGUUUUCAGUAAUGGAAUUAAGAAUCGUUGUGGAAUCUUACUAGUGUCAAACAUUUAUUGUGCUUAGAGAUGACUGAUAAAGAAAUUACACGGUAAACAGAAUUUAAUGUGGACUAAUCCAAAGGUGCUCUGCUUUGUAUGAUUUAAGUGGUAGUUAGGUAUAAACUUACAAAGAAUCCAGUAGCUAUAGUGAUAAACUAAGUUAUCAGAUCUUAAAGAUCUUAAAGAUUCAUCCAAAGAUCUUGAAGAUCUUAAAGAUUCCCAAAUUGAUUGUAAAUUAACUUAUUGCAUUUUAAUUAACAAUUGACAUAUAACCUGGCACAAUGAAUCAUUUCGGUAAGAUGCAUUGUUAUGCUUUGGGAUUUCUAUUGAUUACGAGGAUACAUGUGGCACUGAGCACAGAUCCAGCAUCUCCUUCGACCACCAUUAUGGUAGAUGAAGAACCACUUUACUGUCCUAGUCCUGACUGCGAUAGUGAGGAAUGUCAACAUCUGAACAGAUCGGGUUUGUGCAAAGAAGUUGAAGAAGGAAAUAUUGAAUUAACUCGACAGAAUUGCGGAUGCUGCUUUCUAUGUUCGGGUAAAAAUGAUCCUGAAAGGCAAAGAGUGAUAAUCCAUCUAAAAGAUGUAAAUGACGAACCCCCGUACUUCAUCAACCGUCCUUUGCCAAUGCAAGCUGUUGUCCAGCUAAAUGCCCCUCCCGGCACUCCAGUCUUCAAACUCCAAGCCAGAGAUCCAGACACAGAUCACAACAUCCACUACUUCCUAGUCAGGGACAGAACUGGAGGCCGAUUUGAAGUAGAUGAAAGAUCCGGCGAAGUUCGAACUUUAGGUAGUGAUCCUUUUAUGUUGGACAAAGAAUACGUCUUAUAUGUGAAAGCCGAAGAUCACAACGGGAUGACGGAAGACAGGCAACACCAAUCCACUGGAGAAGAAAGACUAUCUAUUAUGGGUGGCAAACGUCCACCACAGUUUUACAUGCAAAAAUAUGAAGCCACUAUACCAGAAAAUCAAAGAAAAGAUUCAGAUAUCAUAGAAGUGAAAGCCAAAUCCUUUGCCGAUAGAGAAAUAAGGUACACCUUAAGGGCUCAAGGUAAAGGAGCAGGAACUUUUAAUAUUGGUCCGACAACUGGAGUUGUGAAACUCGCUAAAGAUCUGGAUUACGAAGAUCUUCGGCAACCUAAAUCCUAUUCUUUAAUUGUCACUGCAACAGAAGAUUCGGGAGGUUUCUCAACUUCAGUCGAGCUUACGAUAAAAGUCACAGAUGUCAACGAUAACGCUCCAAGAUUUGAACUUCCUGAUUACCAGGCACAUAAUGUCGAUGAGGAUGUUGCAGUCGGAACGUCUAUUUUACAAGUUUCUGCAAGUGAUAUGGAUCAAAACAAGAACGCAGAGAUUGAAUAUUCUCUAGAUAAAGAUGACUUUACUAUCGACAAUAAGGGUAUAAUCUACUCCAACAAACGGUUGGAUGCUGACAUCAACAACACUUAUGUUCUCACUGUCCGAGCAACUGACAGGGGGGAUCCCCCUUUGACAGGAACAGCAACAGUACGCAUUUAUACAGAAAAUAAAAAUGACGAACCGCCGAAAUUUAGUCAAGAUGUGUAUACACCGAACGUGGAUGAAAAUGCGGGUCCAAAUACACUCGUUACAACAGUGGUAGCCAGUGAUAAAGAUGGUGAUAACAUCUACUUCGGAUUUGUUGGAGGGGGAACUGUAUCAGGAAUGUUCCAGAUAGAAGAAAGAACAGGUGUCAUACGACUUAUUAGUGGUCAUAUUCAACUGGAUAAAGAUAAGUAUGAGCUUAAUGUAACAGCCCGUGAUGAUGGUGCUUGUUGCAAAAACGGUGCCUUGACGACUCAUACCAGUACAGCCCUUGUUGUGGUAUUUAUAACAGAUGUGAAUGACAAUAAGCCACUUUUUGAAGAAUGCAGUACAUAUGCUCCUCAAGUGGAAGAAGGAGCGCCAAGUGGUACACAAGUCAUCAAAGUUAAAGCAAUUGAUAAUGAUAAAGGACAUAAUGGUCAAGUACGGUAUUCCAUAGUUCAACAGCCAAACCAAAAGGGAACAAAGUUCAUAGUUGAUGAAAUUACAGGAGAUAUACGUACAAAUAAGGUAUUUGACAGAGAAGGAGAUGAUGGUCGUUUUGUAAGCGUAACAGUUAAAGCCACAGAUCGUGGAAAUCCUCCACUUGAAGGAGUGUGUUCAUUUAAAGUAGAAAUUACAGACAUUAAUGACAAUCCCCCUCUGUUUGAUAGACAAGAAUACAGAGAAAAUGUAAAACAAGAUACACCAAAAGGAACAAACAUUUUAAGAGUUUCAGCAUCAGAUGAAGAUGCUGACAAUAAUGGUGCUAUAGUGUACAAUCUCACAGCUCCAUAUGAUCCGACUGAUCUAGAUUACUUUGAAAUAAAUCCAGAUUCAGGAUGGAUUAGCUUAAAAAAAGCAUUAGAUAGAGAUCAAUAUCACCUUCGUGCCAUAGCCCUAGAUAAAGGCAUGCCUCAACACAGGGCCACAGUAGAAGUAAUCAUUGAUGUUGUUGAUCGUGCCAAUAAUCCACCCAUAUGGGAUCAACCAGUUUAUGGACCUAUUUUUAUAAAAGAAAAUUAUAUGGUUGGACAAGUUGUAGCUUCAAUAAAAGCUAGAUCCGGAAUCCCAGAUAAUCCUACAGUAUUUUAUACAUUAAUGAAGGGCAGCACUGAGCAAACAAACAAAAAAGACACCUUUUAUUUGGACCAGAGGACCUCAAAUGGUGACACCUGGGCUGACAUUCAAGUCAAUUACCCUCUUGACUAUGAAAGAAUCCAACAAUACAAUCUGACAGUCAGAGUAGAGAAUAAUGGUGUCCAACAACUGGCUUCCGAGGCCACAGUUUACAUCGUCUUGGAAGACGUGAAUGACGAAAUUCCUCUGUUCAUUGAGCGAGAACAAGAAACUGUUCUUGAAGGCAUGCCACCUGGUACUAAAGUAACUCAAGUACAAGCCAUGGACAAAGAUGGAACCUACCCGAAUAACAAGGUGUAUUAUGCCAUAGAGUCCAAGGAUCAAGGAGACAAGUUCUUCACCAUUGACAGGGAAACUGGCGAAAUCUACACCAGGGUAGAAUUCGACAGAGAAGAGAAGCAAGCCUACGCCAUUUUGGUCCGAGCAGAAGAUGGCGCCGCCUCCGACAGGCCAAAUAUGAAACAAGGAGAGCCAAAUUCAGAGCCCCGAGCAUUAUUACGUUAUUAUAACAAGGAUUUAGCUUUAGUAAGUGCGCUUUUACCAGCGAAAGAUUUAAGCAAGAAUGCUGGACAUAUUGCAUUUACAAAUAUAUAA
Messenger RNA from Stegodyphus dumicola, 3514 nucleotides. RefSeq names its product neural-cadherin-like. NCBI's taxonomy places the organism in Eukaryota, Metazoa, Arthropoda, Arachnida, Araneae, Eresidae. The record is from RefSeq and is a predicted model, not a curated record. Gene Ontology annotation, molecular function: calcium ion binding. Gene Ontology annotation, cellular component: plasma membrane; cell-cell junction. Gene Ontology annotation, biological process: homophilic cell-cell adhesion.